Molecule: messenger RNA, 1692 nt
Organism: Daldinia decipiens
Lineage: Eukaryota; Fungi; Ascomycota; Sordariomycetes; Xylariales; Hypoxylaceae
Exons: 2
Coding region: 136-1434 (432 amino acids)
Source: RefSeq, a predicted model, not a curated record
GUACAUCUUCUAAAUUCAGAAAUUAUCUCUAAUCUCAUAUGCAUUGUAAUACAGUUAUCACCCUCCCCUUAUCCUCAUCCUGGUAUCAGCAAGUCAACUAUCCGCAAAUGAACAACGAUUACCUCAGGUACAAAUAUGGGUUACAACACCCUCCCCAGAAGAAAACGGCGUACACCAAAAAAUUGUUCCAAUGACAUAAAAGCAGCCUUUAUCGAAAAUUGUUCUGGGAAAGGAGAUAGGCUCUGUGCUCUAGAAGGUGGUCUGACGAUUUUUAUACGUAUGUCAGAAACUCGUAUGCUGGAUUACCAAAGAGCUACAGCCGAAUUGUUUAACGUUAUCCGGAAACCUCGUGCCGAUCAACCUUUCUCAGAACGUCAGUUUGAGGUAUCUGAUAGGAUUAUCAGCUUAAUCAAAUCUUCAACCGCUCAGACGACGAUAGACGAUAUUGUAAAACAGAUGUUCGAUGAUUUCAAAACUCCUACGCAAGAUGCUGAAACUUGUAAGAAUAUGAUGCGACAUUUCGUAUUCGCUGUUAUCGGCUGGUCUACUUUACUAUACACACCAAUAUUCACAACAGCAGAUGCUGACUUCAAGAUUGCGGAAACACAAUCAAAAAGAAGUCAAGAAAAGCAGUCCAUUAUACAUAUCGAGGACUCAUCACGGAGACCCAUUGGAGCUAUGCUCGGUAGUCAUGGCCUUGUCCCAAUAACUUGUCCACAUAAUACAAGGUUACCACAAGACUUACCGAGUCGUCUCCCUGUCACUUGUUUGAAUCUUUGCUCCCUGUCUCAAUUAGGUGGUGUUACGAUUCUUUGGGUUGAUGAUCUCUCGAAGCACUGCGAAUUCAGUCGGUAUAGUAGAGAGAAACAGUUGAAACUAUUUCGUCUGCCCUCACUCUGUGCUAAAAUAUGUCUGAGCGACGAUAGUGAGACUCUGAUUGAUCGGUUAUUCAAGAGCCACAUUUGCCGAAAUAACUGCCAAUUCAACACUAAAUCUGUGGGGAAGUCAUACCUGACCGAAGUCUUACUGAGUUAUCGUUUAUUAUUCGGACAACAUUCCCGUUCUCGCAGACUAUUUCGUGGGCAGGAACUCGAAAGGGCGAAGUGGAAUGGGACCCUGGACCCCUUACUUGGCGUACUCUGCGGAAAUAAAGAUGUAGAUGAUUCUACCGGAAUUGUUGAACUCCUUCAUGAACGUAACGUUUACAAUGUACAAGACAGUUUUCCUCAUUUAGGGUUACGACUCGCCGAGCUGGCGGACUAUAUUUCUGGUCAAGAGCCAAACGACUUCCUUGAAGUAUGGAACGAUUCACGAAAUCCUGAGAAGCUUCUUACCCUGAAGGCUGCUGUAAAGAUAGGUGUGGCUACGGUUAUCUUAGGCAUUUUUCAAGUCCUGCUGGGCACCGCACAGUUGGUAAUAUCAAUUUAUAGAUAGUAGUAGAUGUAGAUAGAAUUAGAUUGCUCUAUUAGCUAUAAACAGCAGAACGAGUGACAAAUCGGAUAGAUAAUUCCUGAAAAUCUUCACAUGGUCUUCAUUCCUCGUGCUUAAAAUAAACUUAUAUUCCCAUAAAGUUAUGUGUAACUCGGCGAUUUCGUAAGUAGAAUAAUAUAAGCUGCUGAAAGCAUCCGCUAUGCCCAUCAUGGGAACUAAAGAAUUCAACAUAACCAAAUAACCAAGAACUUCAAUUUUCAA